Messenger RNA from Penicillium pulvis, 2010 nucleotides. Its product is annotated as putative pyruvate carboxylase. Lineage: Eukaryota; Fungi; Ascomycota; Eurotiomycetes; Eurotiales; Aspergillaceae. Bases 1 to 2010 code for a protein of 669 amino acids. The record is from RefSeq and is a predicted model, not a curated record. Gene Ontology annotation, molecular function: metal ion binding; ATP binding. The transcript is spliced from 2 exons.
AUGUCAUCCCCGCACUCUCGUCCCAUCAAACGACUGCUGGUCGCAAAUAGAGGUGAAAUUGCUGUUCGCAUACUCAAUGCUACGCGGGAGCUUCCUGAUCCCAUAGAGACGGUUGCUAUCUUUACGUCAGAUGACCGUUCACACUGUGAUCUGGGUCAUCCGGACCGAGCAGUGGAGUUACCCAACCCUGCUUCAUAUCUGGACAUAUCAUGUCUGAUUGAUAUCGUACGGAAAUACUCCGUAGAUUCAGUACAUCCAGGAUAUGGAUUCCUCAGUGAGAGCGCCGAAUUCGCGCAGCGUAUGUGGGAUGAAGCGGGCGCUAUCGUCAUAGGACCAGGCUCAGAGAACCUUGCCCGCACAGGAGACAAGCUCCAGGCCAAACAGCUAGCGCGUCAAUGUGCAGUUCCCGUUUUGGAGGCUAUGAGCCAACCAACUGCUGACGUCGGCGAGGCGCGAGCUUUUGCGAGGCAAGUUGGCUUUCCGGUCAUGAUUAAAGCUGUAGAUGGAGGGGGCGGUCGGGGGAUUCGUCUUGUGCGCGAGGAGUCCGAGCUUGAUAAUAGUAUUCAGCGGGCCAUCGGCGAGUCGCCGUCGCGCACAGUGUUUGUUGAAAAAGCUGCUGUGGAUGGGUUUCACCAUGUUGAGAUUCAGGUUAUCGGUGAUGGAACAGGUCAAGUGCGUCAUUUGUGGGAGAGAGACUGCAGUGUACAGAGACGAUUCCAGAAAGUUGUUGAGUGUGCUCCUGCGCUGAUGCGCGACCGGGGCCUGAUCUCUCAGGUGAUUGACUGCGCUUUGAAGAUGGCGAGCAACAUUCGCUAUCUGUCUCUGGGAACAUUCGAGUUCCUUGUUAGUGAGCAAAAAGGAGAAUUUUAUUUCCUAGAAGUCAAUCCGCGACUUCAAGUGGAGCACACGAUCACAGAGUCUAUCAGUGGCAUAGAUUUAGUGCAGACCCAGCUUCUGUUGGCCCAUGGACAAACAUUCAAUGACCUUGGUCUUGGAUCAGAUGUUGACCCAAGGGCUCCGGCGCCCGCAAAUUGCUUUUCCAUACAGCUUCGACUGUGUGCUGAAGAUCCAGGGAAUAACUUUGCACUCAGUAUCGGCAAGAUUACUGAGUUUAAUGUUCCCAGUGGGCAUGGAAUUCGAGUCGACACCCAUGUCUCCAGUGUUUCUUCAUUGGUUGUUGGGUCAAACUUUGAUAAUCUGCUGGCUAAAAUCAUUAUUACAGCAUCCAGCUGGGGUGCAACAGUUAAAAAGGCCCAGAGAGUACUUACUGAUACCCAAAUAUCUGGCGUCAAGACGAACAUCAACCUUCUCCGAGGCAUUGUGAGGCAUGCUGAUUUCAUGUCUGGCGACAUUGACACCCAGUGGCUGGGGACUAAGCUUGAAGAAAUAUAUCAGCUGGGUGAGGACAUCUCACGCUCACUUCGCAAUCAACCAGGACCUGCUAGCUCUUCACAGCAGUCACUGGCACAGGGUGCACUGCCAGCUUCCAAUUUGCUGUUCCGCAAGGGAGACGCAUGGUCUAUCCGUUUGGAGCCGCUUCAGAAGGACCCCCUGCAAACAUCAGCCAGCAUUGCACACCACAUGAAGUUAUCCCGAGUACUCCGCAACGAGUUCCCUACUUCACUCGCGGCCGAGAUUGAAUACACAACGCCAGACUCAAAGACUGCGAUUCCUUACCGAAUGCAGCUGGAUACCACUACUACCGCCGCAUCGGCUCUGGUCUCUUCCUCCCACCGACGUGGAGAUCCAAACAAUCCGCGCCAUAUCAUUCUACCUCUCUCCGGAAAGCUUAUUGAGAUGUUGGUUACUCAAGGGGAAGAUGUUGCCGAGAAUCAAGUGCUGGCCUUUGUCAAGCAAAUGAAGAUGGAAUUGGAAGUGCGCAGCCCUCGAGCUGGAAAGGUACAAUGGGUAUAUGAAAUGGAGGACGAUGAAGAGGAUGUUGCGGAAGGAAUGUUGCUGGUGGAAUUGACAGGACCACAAGAACAAGAGCAGCUACGAGGGAAGCUAUGA